AUGUCCGAACAGCAUAACGUUCAUAUUUCCUCUUCUCAAGAGCUAUCCCAGGAAGAUUCUUCCUCUUCAAUCGAACUUAUCUCUACUGAAAUCGCCGAAUCUGAUCAAGUUAUUGUUACUACAACCAAGGAAGUGCCUAUUCUUGUCGAAUCUAUUACGGAACAUUUAUUACUAUCCCCUCUUCCUCCUAAUCAUCCUUCAACUAUUGCCAACAAUUCUGUUUCCGUGAUAAGCUAUUCUGAUAGCUAUCCGGAAGGGACUGUUCAUCAUAAGAAAGGAGCUACCGAAUUAAUUAAUCUACCGAAUCAAUCGUUUAAUAAUAAUAAUUUUAUUUCUUCUACUGCUUUAUACGACAACUCUAUCCAAUUAUCAAAUUCAAUGUCUUCACAAUUACAAAAUCUUAAUUUUGAUGUUAUACACGUUACCAGCUCGGAUGAUAAUUAUCCCUCUCGUCAGCUCUUACCAAAUGAUAAUGCUGAUGUUAAUGGUACUAAACAUGGCAAAGGAUGGCAAUCAAAAAGACGUUGUACAUAUCCUCAAGAAAUCGUAUUACGAGUAACUUGUGGGACUGCCCGUGUUCGUAAAUUACAGAUAUUAUCACAUCAUUAUAAAAUUGCCUCAAAAUUAGAAAUAUAUGUAGGUUCAAUACAACAAAAAAUCUCAAUUAAUACUAGUGAUAAUGAUAAUAGUAAUGAACGAGCUAAUUACAAAGCCAGAGAAUUAAAAUCUGUGAAACUUGAUGCCGAAGGAGAAUUCAUCAGAUUGGUCGCUCGAAGUUGUCAUGAAAAUCCAUUAAAUCAGCAUAAACAAUCACAAGAUUCCAAUAGAGCUUCGCCUGAAACUUGUAUCGUCCCUAUCGACUCCAUGACAAUUGACUGUAGUCAAAACGAUCAUCAAAAUUUUACCUCAUUAUAUUCCAUUCUUCCAAGCUCUUCGUCAGCAAAUAACAGUUCUACUGCCCUGCCCGAUCAAGUAGAAGUAGACAAGCCCGCUACAAGUCCAGUAACUUCUCCAAAUGAGUUCAUCUUGUUGAAUGCUAAAAAUACUGCGGAUUUGAUAUCAGCUUUUGAAAGGGCAAAGCAAAACGCUUCUGCUGAAGAUGUUAGCAGACUUGACUCCUUAAAGAGACGGGCUAUUGACGAAGAAGAUUUUGAUAAUGCUGAUAAAUAUAAGUCGGGCGAAGUAAUUGUAUUGGAUUCUUUAGAUCCGGAAUUGGCUGACAUAAUUGGAUUGGCUGAUGAUUCAUCGGAGAAUUUCUAUAAAUCUCACAAUGAAUACACUCCUUAUGUACCUGGUGUACCUUCUGGAGGAGUUUAUCAAGACAAAAAUCAUAUCCCUGUUGGUUUUUUAGAUGUUCCACAACGUCAGAAAAGUCGAUCAAGCAGUAAUUCUUCCACAUCUCGAAUGUCUAAUUCUGGUGUUGUUCUUUCUCCACCACCACCUUUACGUAUUCCGAUAAAUCAAAUAGAUAGUAGUAAUUCUUUUCCAAUGGAUAGACCUCAUCAUCCUGAACCUAUAAGCCCUACUACUACAAAUCCUAUUACUCCAACGAUUGAUCCAAUUCAAUGGGAACCUUCUGUUGAUGAUCGUCCUUUACCUGCUUUAUCUAAAAUUAAUCCUGAUUUUAUACCUACAUCCCCUUUAAAUGAUCCUAAUGAUAAUCAACCUGAAGAACUUUCUGAUUUAGCUCGUUCUGCUUUUGAUAUAUCAAUACAAUAUUUUGGAGAAUAUAAUAUUGCUUGUCUUUUAUCAAAAAAAUUUCCUUUACGUGAAUCGGCUUUAGUCGGGAUAAUAAAAGCAACAUUCCAAAUUAUACAAGAAGCUUUAAAUGAUAAUCCAGAGAAACUUACUUUACAGGCAUUAAAUCUUUGGGAAACACUUACAAAGUUCUGUGUUCAUCAUCAAGUACCAACGUCAACUACAUGGAAAUUUGUUGAUAAAACGUAUCAACAAUUAUUUGGAAAAAUGUCAGAUUUAAAUUCUCGUAUAAAACAAAGUGCUAUGAAUUUAUUUAUCUUACUUGCAAAAACUUAUUAUGGUCCAAUUCAUUCAAUAACAUUAUUGGUUCUUAAACCUGCAAAAUAUAAUAAUCAACCUCCAAAACAAUCAAAAGCAAAGGUUGAACUUGUGAUGAGAUUAGUAGAAGAAUUUGGUAUUGCGUUAGACCUUCCAAAAGGAAAAUGUGAUAAAGAUCUUGGAUUAAAUCUUGAGUCUGUUAUGCAAGUUUCUGUAUCUUACUUGAACAAUAAUAACGGUGAAGUACGUGAUUCUGCCGUAAAGCUUGUAGUUGAAGUUAUAAAACGUGUUGGUCGAGAAAAGGUUGAACCUUUCAUUAGUGAUAUAAAACCUAUACUUUUGGAGAGUAUUCGGAAUUUGGUUACUGAAUAUGAAGAAACUACUGGAAGAAUAGCAGGUCAAGUUCCUUCUCCUCCACCAUCACCUAAAGUUGCUGCUGUUACAGUAAAUGAAAAACAAGAUGUUGAAGAUUUGGAAGUUAAUGAAGAAUUAUUAAAUACUCCACGAGCUAAACGUGGGACUGUUACAAGACUUGAACAAGAAUUAAAUGACUUACGAUCAAGGUUAAACAACACAAAUAAUUUGCUUAGAGAUGAUUAUAGUACUUAUGUCGCAAAUACGCCCAAAAAAGUUCAAGAAACUGAAGAAAUAUUAGAAUUAACUGAACAAGAGCAAAGAGAAUUAGAAGAAUUAGAAGCUGAAGAAGAGCUAUUAAAUAAAAAUAAAAAUACUGAAAUCGUCCCUGAAGUUCCACAAAAAGAAAAACCACUUACAAAAGGUUCUACAAGAACAUCAAAUAAAUCAGUACCUACUUCUGCAAAACCGUUGACAAGAAAAUCAAAAAAUGAGACUUUAGCUCCUCCGAAAAAAACUUUAAAAAGUAAUCCUCCUAGCUCUAAAACUGGUCCAUCCCGACGUGAGUCAACUGAUGAUAAAAAGGUACCAAAGAAAAUCUCUCCUAGAUCAACUGAUACAACUUUGUGUGAAGAACCUGAACAUACCCCUUGUGAUUCAUCAAAAGGCGAUAGGUUCUGUAUCUUUUGUGAUGAGUACAACGAAAUUUUCACAGAAGAAAAUUUAGUGACACAUUAUUGGACUGAAUGUCCGGUAUUGACAAAAUGUCGGUUAUGUAAUAUAAUCCUUGAAAUUUCUACACUUGAUGAUCAUAUGUUAACGGAUUGUGAUAAAAACAAAUUUGUUAAACAAUGUCCCACCUGUCGUGAAGUUGUUGAUGCUGAUGAUUACCUAGCUCAUAUCAACAAACAAACUUGCUUGGCUAUCAGAGACGAUAUUGUUCGUUGUCCACUUUGUAAAACUGUAAUUAAACCAGCGACCGAAGAAGGUUGGAAAUCACAUUUAUUGAAUGCUAAUGGAUGUCCAAAGAAUCGUAGAAAGCCAAACAAUAAACCUGACGCUCCUUCAACAGAAAGUUCUGCACCUAGUGGUAAAAAACAUGCAGUGAAAAAGACCAUUGAAACCGGUUCAAAAUCAUCUGCCGUUUCUAAAGCUCCUAGUAAAAGUAAAGUUACAUCUAGUGGUAGUAGUAAAGACAAAUUAAAGAAAUCUGCAACUAAAUCUCUAAAAAUCAGAAAGUAA
Molecule: messenger RNA, 3612 nt
Organism: Cetraspora pellucida
Lineage: Eukaryota; Fungi; Glomeromycota; Glomeromycetes; Diversisporales; Gigasporaceae
Source: the annotation of a GenBank genome assembly